AUGUACGACCCCGGCGUCGGUGGCAACUACGCCGCACUGAACAACGAGCAGUGGGAAUCGACCCACAACUGUGGCCGAUGUGCCGAGGUCUCCUGUGACGACCCCAGAUGCAGCGACACGACCAGCACACAGAUCGUCUACAUCGUCGACAGGUGUCCGGAAUGCAAGCAAGGUGACCUGGAUCUGUCCCCGACCGUGUUCAAGGCACUCACAGGCAGUGACCCGUCCCGCUACACCAUCAAAUGGAAGUUCGUCGAUUGUCCCGUAAGUGGCAACGUCCAAUACUGCACCAAAAGUGGCAGUAGCAGCUCGUGGCUAGCCAUUCAGCCCGCAAAUUUUGCCAAUGGUGUGGCCAGCAUGAAAAUUGCCAACCAGGAUGUGACGAUGGUGGACUCGUGCUUUUAUUACCUUCUGAACGGCGGAUCGAACGUCGACAUGUCGGCGGUGAGCGUUGAGCUCACCUCCGUCUCGGGUGAGACCAUCACUCAGACGCUGUCGCUGAUAGCCGACAACUGCACGGAGGGCACGUCCAACUUCGGCGCUAGCACGACGCAACAGAGCUCGACACCUACCAGCCAGACCGCCCCGACACCUACGACUGCCGCUCCUACACCCACAAUAUCGACUGCUGCUCCAACGCCGACACCUACGACUGCACCACCGGCAACUCCGGCACCGGCACCUACGACUGCAACGCCGACCACUACGACCGCGACACCCACGUCGUACACUUUCGCCAGCAGCAGUGCGUCUCAGUCCCAGACUCAGACGCAGCAGACGUCGUACACUUUCACUAGCAACAGUGCGUCUCAGUCUCAGACUCAGCAGAGCGAGGUGACGGCAGUCGACGAGUCAGGCAGCGGCGUGUCUAUUCUACAGUCCAGUGAGGCCGGCGUCGAAAAGACGCCCAGCACCCAGCAACAGGACGACACUGACGACACGAAGCAGACUGCCAGUUCCGACACCAAGCAGGCAAACACCAAGUCUGCGGCGGACUCGUCAGGCACGAGUCCAGUCGUUGUGGCACUCAUCGUGCUGGCAGUUGUCGGCGGUAUCGCCCUGGCCGCCAUCGCAUACGUCGUUAAGAAGAAAAAACUGGACGACAAGCGAAUCGACCGCGAUGAAGCCAUGAUUCGAUCCUUCGACACGUUCAGCUCUCCAAUCGAAAUUAACGCGACCAACAUUGCCAAGAUUUAG
Messenger RNA from Phytophthora infestans T30-4, 1197 nucleotides. Its product is annotated as carbohydrate-binding protein, putative. Bases 1 to 1197 code for a protein of 398 amino acids. The record is from RefSeq and is a predicted model, not a curated record. Lineage: Eukaryota; Oomycota; Peronosporomycetes; Peronosporales; Peronosporaceae. The transcript has 2 exons.